GUGGGGAUCCGCGCUGCCUCUGCUGCUCCUCGGAUGGUGACGGGCCCCCGCCGCGGCCGCAGUCCCCCCGAGCCCCGGCUCCAUAGGCCUACAGCGCCGGAGCCCCGCAGGAAUCAUGCCCAGGUCCUUCUUGGUCAAGAAGGUCAAACUUGACACAUUCUCUUCGGCAGACCUGGAGAGCUCCUACGGGCGCGCCCGCAGCGACCUCGGUGUGCGACUGCACGAUAAAGGAUACCUCAGUGACUACGUGGGGCCCGCGUCUGUCUACGAAGGCGAUGCCGAGUCGGCGUUGCUCAAAGGUCCGUCCCCGGAGCCCAUGUACGCUGCAGCGGUGCGGGGAGAAUUGGGUCCCGCGGCCGCAGGCUCGGCGCCGCCGCCCACCCCGCGCCCGGAGCUGGCCACUGCUGCAGGCGGCUACAUCAACGGCGACGCGGCGGUCAGUGAGGGCUACGCGGCCGACACCUUCUUCAUCACCGACGGGCGUUCUCGCCGUAAGGCCGCCAAUGCCAAUGCUGCCGCCGCUCCCUCCGCGGUCUCAGCGGCGGCUCCAGACGGCGACUCUGGGGGCGGGGCGGGUGCGCGCAGCUCGAGUUCGGGGCCCGGGGGCCGGGGCGGCACGCGUGCCGGGGCAGGCACUGAGGCGCGAGCGGGGCCAGGGGCAGCAGGCACUGGUGGCCGGCACGCGUGCGGUGAGUGCGGCAAAACGUAUGCCACGUCGUCGAACCUGAGCCGCCACAAGCAGACGCACCGCAGCCUGGACAGCCAGCUGGCACGGCGUUGCCCGACGUGCGGCAAGGUGUACGUAUCCAUGCCGGCCAUGGCCAUGCACCUGCUCACGCACGACCUGCGACACAAGUGCGGAGUGUGCGGCAAAGCCUUCUCCCGACCCUGGCUGCUUCAGGGCCACAUGCGCUCGCACACCGGCGAGAAACCCUUCGGCUGCGCGCACUGCGGCAAGGCCUUUGCCGACCGCUCCAACCUGCGCGCACACAUGCAGACGCACUCCGCCUUCAAGCACUUCCAGUGCAAGCGCUGCAAGAAGAGCUUCGCGCUCAAGUCCUAUCUCAACAAGCACUACGAGUCGGCCUGCUUCAAGGGCAGCGCUGGCGGCGGCGGCCCCACGGCCCCUGCGCCCCCACAGCUCAAUCCAGUGCAGGCCUAGGGCGGCGGGGCCUCCGCCAGCCAGGUCGGCUCUCAGCAAUACGGGCCCCCAGGGAAGUUUCCGCUGGCGUCCAGGAGGAGAGGCCGGAGGGCGGGCCUCUCCUCACAGCAAUAGGGGAGGGGGCGUCCGGUCCCACCCCGCCCUGCCCGCCAGGGGCCUUGCCGGCCUCUUCAAGCAAUAGGGUCCCGAGGGGAGACCCACCCCAAGCCCCUUCCCCUCUCCUCCAGGGUGCCCCAGGCUUUCUCCCAGCAAUAGGGUCGAGGAGACCCAAACCGAACCUCAUCUCCGAGUUGGGUCUCUGAAGCCCGGGUGGGGUGAGGUAGGGAGCGUCUUCCUUCUCCCUCCUCUGCGCCCCUGGAUCGCGCCGCAGAGACUCAGGUCUUCCCCACCCCUUGCCAAGCCUUCAAGGGCCGGGCCUGCGGCCCAGACGUCCAGGGAGCCGGUCCCUCCCGGCAGCAGGCCGCGGGAGGAGCAGGAGAGGGGUGGGCCUUCCGAGGCCUUUCUGCCCCCCCGCAGUCUUCGCCGAACUCCCAAGGAGUGUUAGACACGUUGGGAUCGGGGAGGGGAGCGGACAGUAACACCCCUCUUCCUCGGGUUGCUCCUGGGGCCUCAGUCCGAGCUGCCCUCCGACCCUCGCCUCUCAUCCUCUGCCAAAUCUGAAUUCUUCCAGCCCAGCUUCCCGGGCGCUGUCCUCCAUGACGAAUAAUAACGACACAUAUCGAAUCGCAUGGACUUAACCGACCUCCUCAGACCCUUUUCCUGCCCUGCCUCGGGGCUCCCUCCCUCAUGCCCUGGGCAUUUGGUGGUGGAGGACGAUUCCCGGGGCCCACCAGGCGGGCCCGGGCACUGCCCUCUAUACACCUCUCUGUAUUCGUUUUGCGGGUAAAACCCCUGGGGGGUUGCGGACGCGUCGGGUUUCUUUCUGUAUUUGUACGUUUUAUUUAUGAACGGAUUGCACUCGGGUCAGGGAGGGGACGCUGAGUCCCCCAUCCUUCCCGCCGACGCGAGGGGCUUGGGACGUCCAGGAUUACUUCUCCCGCCCUGAGGCCUGGCCCUCGCUGGGGGCCUCCAGGGAGCCUCAGGCCCCGCCUCUCGGAGGCCGGCCCCUCCCCUGAGAUCCAGGCCCCGCCCCCACUCGGUUGCCAACUUUCGCCGGUCUAUGCCAAAGCCUCGGCGGCGACCCCGCCCCAAGGGCCCGCCCCAUUGGCCGCCGCCUUUGUGACGUCACUGCAUGCAGCCCCACCCCUCCUCCCUACCUGACCCGGGGCUGCCCGCUCCCUCUCCCUCUUAGGUAGUCCGAUGCCGACUAUAGAGCAAUAAUGCGCACUGCAUGCGAAGCUGCCGCCGCCUCUAGAGUUACUGAGAAUCAGGUAUCCCCUCGCCCUAUCCACCCCAUAGGCCCUAGAUCAGGGACGCUGCGUGGGGCCGGCCGCGCAGACAUUCUUCCUCCCCCUUUAUUCCUCGCUCCCCUCCCCCCACGGCAGAGCCCGGCGGGUGUAUUGGUUCUGGGGCAGGGGUGGGGUGGCUGGACCCACGACCCUCCCUUCAGUCAUCCAUCACUCUCCAACCGUUCAUUAGGCACCUACUAUGUGCCAGGUCCAUUGCUGAGUCCGCCAGGGAUGCGGUGACCUGCGGCGAGGUGCGUGUGCGCGACAGGGGGCAGCAGGCUUGGGUGGCCCGGGAAGGACACAGAUGUAUAGAGACCAAGUCCCUGUGCUCAGACGACUCCCUCCUCUCCACCUCAGCCUGGUCUUUGCGGGGCGCACUUGGGCUCUACCUUGACUUGGGCCUUUUGGGCCCAGCUGAGGGGGACAGAGCUAGGACCCCAGGGCCCAGUGCCAGCCACCAGAGCUGCCCAUACAGGAGUCCAAUCUUGUGAUCCUGUGGCAAACACCGCUCUGUCGUGUCUGGCCAGGGUCCUGACCCUGGCCAGAGAAAAAGGUGCAAGCUUGAAUAUGUGAUGUGUCCAGCCUUGUCCCCAGCACCCAACUUGGCUGCCCCCACAGGGGCCCAAUGCCCACGUCCAAAAUCCCAACACAACCAGGUGUGGUGCCCACACAGCUCCCAGGCUGGGCCCUGCCAACCUGCGCUGCACACACACACAAACAUAACACACAGGUGCCCCCCCCCACCCCCCGCCACUCCACACUCCCGUCUGCCUACCUAAGGAGAAGGCUGGAGGGCCAUGGGCUCACCAGGGUCUCCCACUUCCCCUCACAUCCCGCCGCCGUGGAAAGCCAUGGGCCCCCUCCUGCCCUCAUAACUAAGCAGCACAAUAACCGACUUAGCGAAUUCAGGUAGAAGGAACGUUUAGGUAGCACCUAUUUUGUACUGAUUCUACAAGUAGGGUCCGAGGUGUGGGGGCCCUCGGGUGGGGGCUGCGGCCGCCGGCUCGCCCCGCCCUCACCCCCGCCUGCGCCCCGCCGCCUUGUAUAUAUUUCCACCCGGAACUGGCCGGGAUUUUUACUCGGGCCGCGCCCCUGUUCCGCCCCCGUUUGGGGCCGGGCCGGCCGGACAGACGGACGGACGGACAGACCUCCUUCCUAAGCACAAUAGCACCAGCUCCCCGGAGCGCCGCACCUCCACGAGGAGAAUAAAUGCCACUCUUGAUAGAA
Messenger RNA from Otolemur garnettii (small-eared galago), 3777 nucleotides. RefSeq names its product scratch family transcriptional repressor 1 (gene SCRT1). The coding region runs from base 116 to 1162 and encodes 348 amino acids. Gene Ontology annotation, biological process: regulation of DNA-templated transcription. Lineage: Eukaryota; Metazoa; Chordata; Mammalia; Primates; Galagidae. The record is from RefSeq and is a predicted model, not a curated record. The transcript has 2 exons. Gene Ontology annotation, molecular function: DNA-binding transcription factor activity, RNA polymerase II-specific; RNA polymerase II cis-regulatory region sequence-specific DNA binding.